This is a messenger RNA of Rubroshorea leprosula, 758 nucleotides long. NCBI's taxonomy places the organism in Eukaryota, Viridiplantae, Streptophyta, Magnoliopsida, Malvales, Dipterocarpaceae. The record is from the annotation of a GenBank genome assembly.
CUGGCAUCCUCUAUUUUCCCUGUUUCUCUUUGUUUAUACAUCGUACUGAGGUUCAGUGCUAUGGCGCUUUUCACACCAAAGGUUGCAAAUGUUGCGUUGGUACUGAUCUUGUUUAUGGUUGUUUUUCAAGAAGCUUCGGUCCGCAUCUCAGGGAAUGGCUGCUUCUAUGCUAAUGCAGCUCAUAGUCACAACAGAAAGGCACUGGCUGAUUUGAAGAAGAAUAAGGUGCUGAAUGACUCUCUGCAUGGAUCAACUGGUGCUGAGAACACACAAAAUCCUGUGGGUUGGGAGUUGAGAACUGUCCCUUCGGGUCCGGACCCAUUGCACCAGAAUGGACGUAGCCCAAAGAAGCCAAGGACUCCAUGAAUGUUAGUCUUACAUAUAUUACAGAAACAAAAGGGCUGGUUGGGUAGUUUUUGUUGGAGCUAGAAGAAACCAACCUUAGGGAUACAACUUUUUGUCUGACCAGGUAGAGAAACAAAGUUUCAUGGUCUAUAUAUGUACUGGUCUUCUGCUUUUGCAUUAGCUUAAUCUCUGUUGGGUGAGGACUAAGGCAAGUUUUUCCAUAUUGUGGUUUUGAUGUACAAAUGCAAAUCUAAGUGUUUGAAAACGGGGUAUGUAUGUUUAUGUUCUUCGUCAUUUUAAGGUGUUCAAAUUAAGCUUAAAAAUGGUUAGGUUCUUGAAGGAAAGAUGACAACAAGAAGCAAAACUACCCAGUAACAAUGGCAAUAAUUACAAAGUAAACAGAUGACAUCAUA